CAGCAUAGGCACAGGCUUUUCGGCCGGACGUGCCAUCCCUGGGCCUGGGCCUUAGUUCCCCGCCCAGGGAGCCCUGGUCCCUCCCCCGAGGCCCGCGGCUCCGCCUCCGGACCGAUGCAGAGGGUCCCGGGAUCCCCGGGGUCCCAGGAGGAGCCCCCGGGCGCCCGGUCCGAGGUCUCGGCGCCCGAGAGGCCUGUGCGGACCGCGUCGCCUCCGCUGGAGGCCUCGGAUGACUCGCGGCCCGCGUCCUCGUCGCCCGCCUGGCUCUCCGAGUGGCCGCCGACCGCGAGCGCAGCGGGGGACGGGUCGCUGCCACGCAGGGCCGCGUGGGGCGGGAUGGCGUCCGGCACGUUGCUGGAGGCCGGCCUGGCUCGGGUGCUCUUCUACCCGACGCUGCUGUACACGCUGUUCCGCGGGAAGGUGCCGGGCCCGGCGCACCGCGACUGGUACCACCGCAUCGACCGCACGGUGCUGCUGGGCGCGCUGCCGCUGCGGAGCAUGACGCGCGGGCUGGUAGAGGACGAGAACGUGCGCGGGGUGAUCACCAUGAACGAGGAGUAUGAAACCAGAUUCCUGUGCAACUCCGCCAAGGAGUGGAGGCAAGUAGGGGUUGAGCAGCUGCGACUCAGCACAGUAGACAUGACUGGAAUCCCAACCUUGGCCAACCUCCAGAAAGGAGUUCAGUUUGCUCUCAAGUACCAGUCGCUGGGCCAGAGUGUCUACGUGCAUUGCAAGGCCGGGCGCUCCAGGAGUGCCACCAUGGUGGCGGCGUAUCUGAUUCAGGUGCACAACUGGAGCCCCGAGGAGGCGAUAGGGGCCAUCACCAGGAUCCGGUCACACAUCCACGUCAGACCCGGCCAGCUGGAAAUCCUCAAAGAGUUCCACAAGGAGAUCGCGGCGAGUGCAGCAAAGGAUGAGACGCAUCCUACAUCACAGACAUGAAGUGUGUGGACUAGAAAGAGCUCUCAAGACAACCCUGCUGGCCAUAGGAUGAAAAAGUUUAAUGGGACCCAUGGGGCUUAAGCCCAGGCAGCGUAAUAGAAGUGUGCUGAAUAAUGGGUAAUUUUGCUCCCUU
This is a messenger RNA of Phyllostomus discolor (pale spear-nosed bat), 1075 nucleotides long. RefSeq names its product protein tyrosine phosphatase mitochondrial 1 (gene PTPMT1). Lineage: Eukaryota; Metazoa; Chordata; Mammalia; Chiroptera; Phyllostomidae. Bases 115 to 942 code for a protein of 275 amino acids. The transcript has 4 exons. The record is from RefSeq and is a predicted model, not a curated record. Gene Ontology annotation, biological process: protein dephosphorylation. Gene Ontology annotation, molecular function: protein tyrosine/serine/threonine phosphatase activity; phosphatidylinositol-4,5-bisphosphate 5-phosphatase activity; phosphatidylglycerophosphatase activity.